AUGGAGAAGAAGGUGGUGGUGGCUGUUGUAUGUGUGGCUGCGGUGGCAGGGGCUGUGGCGGCGGCGGCAGUGAUGAAGAGGAAAAUGAAGAGGGACAAGAGGUGGGCUAAGGCAAUGGAGAUAGUCAAGGAAAUGGAGGAGAAAUGUGGGACUCCGAUCGGGAAAUUGAAGCAGGUGGCUGAUGCCAUGGUUGUUGAGAUGCAUGCUGGCCUUGCCUCUGAAGGUGGCAGCAAGCUUAAGAUGCUUAUCAGCUAUGUCGAUAAUUUGCCUACUGGGAUUGUUUUAUGCGUUGGAUCUUGGUGGAACAAACUUUCGUGUAUUGAGGGUGCAGUUGGGGGGAAGGAUGUUGGUCUUGUUAAUCAAGAAUUCACUGAGGUGUCAAUUCCACCAAAUUUGAUGAUUGGGACUUCAGAUGCACUUUUUGACUAUAUUGCAGCAGAACUUGCAAAAUUUGUUGCUCAAGAAGGUCAAGAAUUUGAACUUCCUCCUGGUAAACACAGAGAGUUAGGUUUCACAUUCUCAUUCCCUGUCAUGCAAACAUCCAUUGCUUCUGGGACCCUUGUUAGGUGGACAAAAGGCUUCUCUAUAGAUGACGCAGUUGGCGAAGAUGUGGUGGCAGAAUUGACUAGAGCCAUGAAAAGACAAGGCCUCGAUAUGCGUGUGUCAGCACUGGUCAAUGAUACGGUUGGAACACUAGCCGGAGGUAAAUAUUCCAACAAGGAUGUUGCUGCUGCUGUGAUUUUAGGUACUGGAUCUAAUGCUGCGUAUGUGGAAAGUGCACCAGCAAUACCAAAAUGGCAUGGCGAUCUGCCAAAAUCUGGCGAGAUGGUUAUAAACAUGGAGUGGGGCAACUUUAAGUCAUCUCAUCUUCCCCUAACUGAGUAUGAUCAUGCAAUGGACGAUGAGAGUUUAAAUCCCGGUGAGCAGAUUUUUGAGAAGUUAAUCUCUGGUAUGUACUUGGGUGAAAUAGUACGUAGAGUUCUACUAAAGAUGGCUGAAGAAGCUGCUUUCUUUGGUGACAUUGUUCCUCCAAAACUCAAAACUCCCUUCAUACUGAGGACACCUGACAUGUCGGCAAUGCAUCAUGAUGCAUCCUCUGAUCUUAUAUUGGUUGAGAAAAAAUUGAAGGAUGUCCUGGAGAUAUCCAAUACCUCCCUUCAAACCAGAAAGGUCGUGGUUGAGCUUUGCAACAUUGUUGCAACACGUGGGUCCCGUCUUGCAGCUGCUGGGAUCUUGGGUAUCCUGAAGAAAAUAGGAAGAGACAUUGUCAAAGAUGGGGAUGAACAGAGAACGGUGAUAGCCAUGGAUGGUGGAUUAUACGAACACUACAGCGAAUACAGCAAGUGCUUGGAGAAUACCCUCAAUGAAUUGCUUGGAGAAGAAGUGUCGAAAACCAUCAUGAUUGAGCACGCAAAUGAUGGCUCAGGCAUUGGAGCUGCCCUCCUUGCUGCUUCACAUUCAUUGUAUCUUUAA
Molecule: messenger RNA, 1473 nt
Organism: Dovyalis caffra
Lineage: Eukaryota; Viridiplantae; Streptophyta; Magnoliopsida; Malpighiales; Salicaceae
Source: the annotation of a GenBank genome assembly